CGCAGACCAAGCUGGUGGAAGAACCCGACGGAGCAUAAUUGAACACCUAGAGUCAGCGCACCAUGGUCGUCGGCCCUUCUCCGUUCUUGUCUCCGCUGCAGCGCGAAGUGGCUGAGAAUGGAUCGUUUCCACCCGUCCCCAAGGUUUGUGUCGUCACGGGCGGCACCGGGUUCGUCGGGCAGCGCGUCGUCGAAAUGCUCGUGGAGCGCGGCGCGGAGAAGGUCGUGUCCUUCGACAUCGUUCCCAAGACGACCGACGGACACUGGGACCAUCCUGCGAUCGAAUAUAUCGUCGGUGACAUCGCCGACAAGACUGCUGUCUUUGCUGCGAUCAAAGGCGCGGACUGCGUAUUCCACCUCGCAGCCGCGGUCGGUCCAUUCCAUCCGCGUGAACUGUACAUGCGCGUCAACUACGAAGGUACAUUGAACGUGAUCGACGCGUGCAAAGCGCACAACGUGACCAAGCUCGUACUGUCGUCGUCUCCGUCGACGCGAUUCGAUGGGUCGGACGUGGAUGGGCUCACGGAAGACGAGAUGCCCAAGUUGCCGCUCCCGCACUACAUGCAAGAGUACGCAGAAACAAAGGCGAUGGCUGACAUGGCCGUCUUGGCCGCCAACUCGCCGACCCUCAUGACCGUGUCGAUUGCCCCGCAUCAGGUCUACGGUCCUCGGGACAACCUCUUCACGCCGAACAUUUUGGAAGCGGCAGGGAACGGCUCCCUUCGAGUGUUUUCGAGCCCGGGCACCGGCUAUGGCUACAACAAGGUGUGCUUCACGCACGUCGACAACUACGCCCACGCGCUCAUCAUCGGCGAGCGGGCCUUGUACCCCGGCAGCCCCGCGCUGGGCAAGUUUUACAUCGCGACGGACGGCGACACCCAUCCGUUCCCGGAAGGGUACACGUACUUUUGGAAGACGGUGGACGAAGUGGUCGUCGCGAUGGGGUUCCCGUCGCUGUGGGACAAGGCAAAGCUCCCGACGUGGCUGCUCUGGCCAGCCGCGUACGUGAGCGAAGCGAUCGGGUGGGUCGCUGGCCGCAAGCUCAAACUCAACAAGUUCACUGUCCGGGCGCUUACCAUGCAUCGGUGGUUCAACAUUCAAGCUGCGACGUCGGACCUGCAGUUUGUGCCGAUUGUUCCGUUUACGACGGGGUGGCUCGACGCGCACGCGUGGUUCCGGGCGCACUGGCUGCCGACGUUUAAGGCGGCGUAUGGCCUCGGGUACAUUGCGAACCAGUCGCAAAACAAAAUUGAUGUGCAGGCAGCGACGCUCGAGGCCAAGUCAGCGUGAUGUGGCCUCGUCGACUAUGCCGGAACCGCGACUUGGACCUUUGCUAAGAGUAGAUAUAUAGACAUGGAUGCACAAUCGAGUCGCGGCGAGAGAAGGUCGCACCCGCCUUCAGCACCCGCGACCAACUGGUCUGGCGCAGUAGUCAUGCAAACAAUAUCUGGAUAUGAUCCUAUGCCGCGC
Aphanomyces invadans is the source of this 1469-nucleotide messenger RNA. RefSeq lists its product as hypothetical. NCBI's taxonomy places the organism in Eukaryota, Oomycota, Saprolegniomycetes, Saprolegniales, Verrucalvaceae. The record is from RefSeq and is a predicted model, not a curated record. The transcript has a single exon. Bases 63 to 1289 code for a protein of 408 amino acids. Gene Ontology annotation, molecular function: 3-beta-hydroxy-Delta5-steroid dehydrogenase (NAD+) activity. Gene Ontology annotation, biological process: steroid biosynthetic process.